This is a messenger RNA of Amborella trichopoda, 3413 nucleotides long. RefSeq names its product metalloendopeptidase / zinc ion binding protein. Gene Ontology annotation, cellular component: membrane; cytoplasm. Gene Ontology annotation, biological process: cell adhesion; proteolysis. Lineage: Eukaryota; Viridiplantae; Streptophyta; Magnoliopsida; Amborellales; Amborellaceae. Gene Ontology annotation, molecular function: metalloendopeptidase activity. The record is from RefSeq and is a predicted model, not a curated record.
GAGAGAGAGUGAGCUCCAGGCAGGGGGAAGAGAGAGAAAGUGGGUGUGGUAAUAGAGAGAUAGCAUACAAGUAGGGAGAAGCAGAUCAGGUAAUAGCAGAGGGUAGAGAGAGAGAGUAAUAAAAGACAGUACAGGUUCGGGGACGAGAAAAUCGGUUAAAAAAGUACAGAGUGAUAACAAAGAGGUGAGAGAAAGUAUGGAGUGAUAAAGUGUGGAAAAUUUUCAAAGGAAUAGGUGAAGAGGGUUACCAGUAACCACCUGUUCCACAAAGAAUUGUUUCACUGUACAUUCAUCCCUCCAUUUUUUAGUUUUUUGAAGAUUUGGGGCUUUUGCGGCAGUUUAUCUGCCGCACCUGUUCUUAAGAAAGCUGUACCUGUAUUUUCUCGAAGAUCUAGUGAUUUUCCGGCAGAUAAACUGCCGGAAAAUGAAGGUUUUAAAGGGGUUUGGAGGAACACGUGGGGCAUCCAGAAAUGCUGGACUCUGAUAGGGAUGUUGAUGGACGAGAUAAUCAAACUAAAAUGUUGGGUUUCAACAAUAGCUGUUGUUGAGGUACUAUUAGUGAUCUUGAUAGUGACCGUUCACUCCUACUCUGAUGAUGGGUGGGUGAAGCGGCCAUCCUUGGAGUCAGGAACAAACGAUGGGUUAACCCAUUCGUGCAUCCAUGAUGAGAUAUUGCAUCAGAGGCGUCGCCCUGGUCGCAAGGAGUAUACGGUAACUCCUCAAGUAUAUAAGGAGUCGAGUAUCCACGAAAUCCAUAGAAAAGGUCGGAGCUUGUUGGGGACUUCUCAAUCCCAACAAGAAGUGAGACAACCGAUAAGGAUAUACUUGAACUAUGAUGCAGUUGGACAUUCUUCUGAUCGAGAUUGUCGAGGCAUUGGUGACAUUGUGAAGCUUGGUGAGCCUCCAGUACCGUCAGUUCCUGGCACGCCUGUUUGCAAUCCUCAUGCAGAUCCUCCAGUUUUUGGUGAUUGCUGGUACAAUUGCACUGCAGAAGAUAUAUCUGGGGACGAUAAGAAGCAUAGGCUUCGAAAGGCUCUAGGGCAAACAGCAGAUUGGUUCAGAAGGGCACUAGCAGUGGAGCCUGUGAAGGGACAACUCCGGUUAAGUGGGUACUCUGCUUGUGGCCAAGAUGGCGGGGUACAACUUCCUCGAGAAUAUGUUGAAGAGGGUGUGGCUGAUGCUGACCUUGUACUCUUGGUAACCACAAGACCAACAACGGGCAAUACGCUUGCCUGGGCAGUGGCCUGUGAACGCGAUCAGUGGGGUCGUGCAAUUGCUGGACAUGUGAAUGUAGCCCCUCGUCACCUUACUGCUGAAGCAGAAACUCUUCUUUCAGCAACAUUGAUACAUGAGGUCAUGCAUGUUUUAGGUUUUGAUCCUCAUGCCUUUGCACAUUUUCGUGAUGAGAGGAAACGGAGGCGCAACCAGGUCACUUCACAGAGUGUGGAUGAAAAGCUUGGACGGAUGGUGACCCGUGUGGUCCUUCCACGUGUUGUCAUGCAUUCGAGAUAUCAUUAUGGGGCCUUCUCUGAGAACUUCACUGGCUUAGAGCUGGAAGACGGAGGAGGGAGGGGUACAUCAGGUUCUCAUUGGGAGAAAAGACUUUUGAUGAACGAAAUCAUGACUGGGUCUGUGGAUACAAGAUCAGUGGUCUCAAAAAUGACUCUUGCUUUGUUGGAGGAUAGUGGUUGGUAUAGGGCAAACUACAGCAUGGCAGAACAUCUUGAUUGGGGUCGAAAUCAAGGAACUGAGUUUGUUACAUCACCUUGCAAUCUUUGGAAGGGGGCAUACCGGUGCAACACAACACAAUUAUCUGGUUGUACUUAUAAUAGGGAGGCAGAGGGUUACUGCCCCAUUGUGAGCUAUAGCGGAGACCUUCCUCAGUGGGCUCGCUAUUUCCCGCAAUCUAACAAAGGUGGACAGUCUUCAUUGGCUGAUUAUUGUACAUAUUUUGUGGCUUAUUCUGAUGGUUCAUGUACGGACACAAACAGUGCGCGGGCACCUGACAGAAUGUUAGGUGAAGUGCGAGGGGCCAGCUCUAGAUGUAUGACUUCAUCCUUGGUGCGUACGGGGUUUGUUCGAGGCUCAACGACGCAAGGAAAUGGUUGUUAUCAACAUCGAUGCAUAAAGAACAAACUAGAGGUUGCUGUGGACGGGAUCUGGAAGGUGUGCCCUGAAGGUGGUGGACCAGUGCAAUUUCUGGGUUUUAAUGGAGAACUUAUUUGCCCUGCAUAUCAUGAACUAUGUAGCAUUAGUGAUGCACCAAUAUCCAUUAAUGGCCAAUGCCCUGGAUCAUGCCGCUAUAAUGGUGAUUGUAUUGAUGGGAAGUGUCGGUGCUUUCUUGGUUUUCAUGGCCACGACUGCAGUCAGCGAACCUGCCCUGGUGACUGUAAUGGCCAUGGAAAGUGUAACUCUAAUGGGGUCUGUGAAUGUGAAGAUGGGCACACUGGCAUUGACUGCUCAACUGCGGUUUGUGAUGAGCAAUGUAGCUUGCACGGUGGUGUAUGUGACAAUGGUGUAUGUGAGUUUCGGUGCUCUGACUAUGCUGGUUACACGUGCCAGAAUACAUCAACGUUGUUUCCAAGCCUUACAGUGUGCGGGGAUGUUCUUGCUCGUGAUGCAAUGGGCCAACAUUGUGCACCUAGCGAACCAAGCAUAUUACAACAGCUUGAAGCUGCUGUUGUUAUCCCCAAUUAUAACCGGUUGAUACCUAACGGUCACACGAUUUUCAGCAUCCUUGACAAUGGGUACUGUGCUUCAGCUGCAAAGCGGCUAGCAUGUUGGAUAUCCAUUCAAAGGUGUGACAAAGAUGGUGACAACCGCCUUCGUGUUUGCCAUUCAGCUUGCCGAUCGUACAACGCAGCUUGUGGGGCUGGCCUUGAUUGCUCAGAUCAAACUUUGUUCAGUAAUGAGGAAGAAGGCGAAGACCAAUGCACGGGUUUUGGAGAGAUCAAGCCAUGGUGGGUUCGGAGAUUUAGGUACUUCUCCUAGGAUUUCACAUGAAACCCAUAAUGUAACUUUAUGAAGAAGUUAAAAAUGUAUGUAAAGUUAGGGUUAGGGCUAGGGUUAGCAUUAGAAUUAGCAUUAGAAUUUUGAAGUGCAUGAAAUUUAGCACAUAGGGUUUCUUUACCCAUGCAUCCUUGAAAGUUGAGGAUGUGGGUGAUGGCCUUUUUGGUUUCUUAGGUUUGGGCUUUUUAAUCACAGCCCAGAAAGAGGGAAGGAAGUGCUUGUCAAGGAGCCAAAAGGUGGCUCAUGUAUGUUGUUUUGUUAUGUAUUGAGUGUUUAUCUUGAGCCUCUUGUAUUUAACACAGCUGAAUGUUGUGCUUUAUGACAAGUUUUAUCCCAUGAGCUAUGGCUAAAAGUAGCCAUGAGCAAAAUGAUUUAUAUUCUGAGCAGAUUGAAUCUUGCAUAAA